GUUCCUAGGCGGGAGCGCACCGAGCCGUCGAGCUAGUUCUACUUUUAUCCGCCUUUCGCAAAACCGUUCGUUUACGCAUUUUAGCAGCGCUGUUUUUAUUUAACCACAAGCUUCGAUGUACAUACCAUAUGUAACAGAUAGCUGUGUUUGUCGUAAAAUCCUUCGAGGACAUUCAAACGGAAGGCGCGAGCCGGUUUGACGGGUGUCAACAACGCGAGACGCUUUUAUUUCCACUUAUUCUCCUUCAGGUACUUACAAAAAGACACCGCUUCACUUUUAUACUCGCGUUUUGUUUAGUAAAGAUCAAGCAUGGCGCAAUUCCACGAGGAUCCGUCGCUGCUCACUAAAGAGAAGCUGAAGAGCGAGUUACUAGCCAAUAACGUGCCUCUGCCCAGCGCAGACAGCAAGAAAGACGUGUAUGUGCAGCUGUAUCUGAAGAGCCUGACGGUGCUCAACAAGAAGAACAUCUCUGCUCCCGCUCCAGACACUUUCUCCAGCGACGAGGAGAUGACAGCGCCGCUGCUGUCCAGCAGGAGCCGCUCGGGGAAGAAAGCAACUAGAAAGACAGACAGAGUUCGGCCAGAGGAGAACGACAUCUCUGGUUUGACUGAUGAAGAGUUGAAGGUUCAGCUUAUGAAGUAUGGAAUCCAUUCAGGACCAAUUGUUGCCUCUACACGUAAGGUGUAUGAGAAGAAGCUCCAGCAGCUCCAGGUGCAGCUGCCGGUGGAGAGCAGCCUGCCCGAACCCGAGACCACCAUCCCGGAGGCCCUCACCAUCAAAGCAGAUGGAAACCAGAACGGCAACACACAUUCAGCCGAAGAUCAGUACAGCGACAAAGAAGAAGAAGUUGAUCCUGUACCAGAGCCAGUUCCUGUUGUGACUAAGCCGGUCCGGAGCAGAGGAAAGACUCCAGUCACCACCAGGACCAGCAGCAGACAGCGCACUAAACAGCAGGUGGUGGAGGAGACGGCAACUGUCACUGAGGAAACGUCUGUGGAUGGAGGAGAUAUUUUAAAGGAAAUCUUCCCCAACGAACCUGCCACACCAACUGGAAUAACGGUCACAUGUCGGAGACCGAUCCAUGGUGCAGCUGGCCGUGCGGUGAAGCCACUGAGCCUCUGGUCCGAGGAGUCCCUCCAGCAGCAGAACACUUACACAGUGACCAAAUCCUCCGUCACAGACGUUCGCAGUGCAACGCCGGCCGCCCAUCUCAAACCCCGCCGCUGGUUGGCUUUCUGGUUGAAGCUUCUGGUGUUCAUCACACUGGCUGCGUCUCUGUAUUACGCCUUCCAAUACGUCACCGCCGAUCAGAUCAACGCCUGCCAGCUCUAUGUCCAGGACAAUGUCAUCACGCCCAUCGUCAAUUACAUCAGCUGGGAAAGCCCAGCCGAGGGUGGCGAUGGCAAAUGAGCGGCCC
Messenger RNA from Sinocyclocheilus grahami, 1417 nucleotides. Its product is annotated as lamina-associated polypeptide 2-like. The transcript is spliced from 6 exons. The coding region runs from base 310 to 1410 and encodes 366 amino acids. Gene Ontology annotation, molecular function: DNA binding. The record is from RefSeq and is a predicted model, not a curated record. NCBI's taxonomy places the organism in Eukaryota, Metazoa, Chordata, Actinopteri, Cypriniformes, Cyprinidae.